CUCGCGUGGGCACGUCUGCGACCCGUAGCCAUGCGCGGUUUGGAGGAGCCGGGGCCGCGGCCCACAGCGACCCCGUGCGGGUGUCCGAAGCCGGCCCUGGAGACAGGGAAUAUUUUAACUGAGCCGAUAGGCUAUUUGGAAUCCUGUUUCUCAGCCAAGAAUGGUACUCCAAGACAGCCAUCUGUUUGCAGGCAUUCACGGGCCUGUUUGAAGAUUAGAAAGAACAUCUUUAAUAAUCCUGAACAUUCCUUGAUGGGCCUAGAGCAGUUUUCUCAUGUUUGGAUUUUGUUUGUUUUUCACAAAAAUGGUCAUUUAAGCACUAAGGCAAAGGUGCAGCCCCCUAGGCUAAAUGGGGCAAAGACUGGAGUGUUUUCCACGAGGAGCCCUCAUCGUCCCAAUGCAAUAGGACUGACCCUGGCCAAGCUAGAGAAGGUGGAAGGUGGCGCUGUUUACCUGUCUGGAAUUGACAUGAUACAUGGCACACCAGUGCUGGACAUUAAACCCUACAUAGCUGACUAUGACUCGCCACAAAACUUCGUGGAGCCUUUACAGCAUAACCAACCUAAACCAAGGGCUGUGUCCCAGUCUGAAGGCAAGACUGAUGGCUGUGACCAGCAACUGUCAGAGUGUGAGGAGCCACAGCCCUGCCAUAGCACUGAGGAGAAACCUAAAUGCCUUGAAGAUAGAGCUUCAGAAGACAACUGCCCGAGUCCCAGGGACACCACAGAAACCCAGCGAGCCGUGCCUGAGCCCAGAGUGAGUGCAGCAGAUCUGGGGCUGGAAUCAAGAAGAGGUCACGGUGUAGGUGUGGUGCAGGAGCAGCAUGGCACACGGGAUCCGGAAGAAGGGACACAGAGGAGGCCCAGGAGAGGGCAAGGCCUGGCCCUCCUGCAGAGCAGCAGUGUGGAGCCGCAGUGGGCUCCUCUCCACCCUGCCCGCCCAGCGGAGAGAACUCCCUGCAGUGUGGUGCCCGCCUGGGUGAAAGAGGCCCCUGUGGUGCGCCUACACGUCCGGUUCACUCCUCAUGCAGAGGUGGACCUGGAACUUCUCAGUUCAGGAGGUGUUGGUGGUCAGACAUCCUUUAACUAUUUUCAGUCAGCUGAGGAAGCCAAGUGUGCCAUUGAGGCUGUGCUGUCUGCCGACCCUCGGUCUGUAUACCGCCGGAAGCUCUGCCAGGACCGCCUUUUCUACUUUACUGUAGACCUGGCGCAUGUCACUUGCUGGUUUGGUGAUGGCUUUGCAGAGGUUCUAAGGAUCAAGCUCGCCUCUGAGCCAUUUAGGUGACUUACCUGAGGAGUCCUUGUGUGCAUGGAAUCUUCAGGAGCCUCCGUCUUGUCUGUGAGAGAGCCUCCCUGACGUCUGGAUGCAGCUGCUUUCUUCAAGUAUAUGCUUGCACUGCUUUGAUUGGUGCUGGUCACAAUAUUUAUUUGAAGAAAAAAGUAUUUUAAUAAACUGAACUAAGAGAUAUAAAAUAGAGAGUAAUCACUGUGUGCUUUUUGCCCUGCUAAUAAUAAUACAAGUGAAGCUGUCUCAGGGAUCACCCAAAGAAACUGUUUUUGGUCCUGGAUCAGUCUAGCCUUAGAGCCUCUGGCAGGGACCUUCGAGUUACAGUUCUCUGCUCAGCAGCUCAUACUGUUCUUCUCUUUGGAAGAGCUUGGACCCUUUCUUUUAUUGCAGGUCAAACUGAGUUAUGUUAUCUUAGGGACUUAACCAAAAAUAAAGUUAUAUAGAGGUUUUAGGGAUUAAAUUUCAGAGAAUUGAGACAUACAUCUGUACAAAUACGAAUUUGAUUUUGAUUCCAAGGUAAAAAAAAAAAGCUAAGAUUUCUUUGCACAUCUUUAAAUCAGAAAAGAAAAUCAAUCACUGCCAACAUCUCAAGAAAAUCAUUGCUGGUAUGUUUUGUAUUUACCCUGUGACUCUUGUAUUUCAUUUUAAAUUAUUUAUUUGUAUUUAUCUGUAUUUAUGUAGAGAGAGAGAGAAAAAAUGGGCACACCACCUUGUGCAUAUGGCUUACCUGGGUCUUGGAGAAUCGAACCUGGGUCCUUUGGCUUUGCAGGCAAGUGCCUUAACCACUAAGCCAUCUUUCUAGCCCAUACUCUGUGACUCUAUUGAGAUAUAGUAUGGUUAUGUUUUGGUGAUUAACAUGAGAUAAACAGAGUUGCAGUUCUUUUGUUUAUUUGAGAGAGCGAGAAAGAAAAAAGAGAGAGAAUGGUACACUAGGACUCUUGCCCCUGCAGUUGAACUCCAGACACAUGUCACCAUUUUAUGCAUCUGGAUUUACAUGGGUACUGGGGAACUGAACCCAGGCAAUCAAGGUUUUCAAGCAAGUGCCUUUAACUGCUGAGCCAUCUCCCCAACCCAGGGAUGUACUUUUUUGGGGAACAUUUUGUAGCCCAGGCUGACCUUACUUAAUUAAACUAAUUGAAAUCCUACUACCUCAGCCUUUUGCGUGCUGGGAUUCCAGGCCUGGGCCAACAUACCUGGCUCAAGAUACAUGUGUAUUGCAAGUCAUGGGUUGUGGAGGAAGUAAUACAGAAGCAAAUUAGUAUAGUACAGGUUGAUCAACUAAUUAACACUGCACAGUACUUGUACCACGUAGGAAGCAGCUAUAGGAAUGUGUAGCCUAUAGGUAAUUUUAAUGAGAUGAUCUGAGAUAACUGAAGAUUUAUGAUCAGCAUAAGCAAAUUAGACACCCAUCAACAUGACACAUACUUUACUAAUCACAGUUGUAGAUCUUAAAGCUGAUUGAUCAUGGUUUGGAAGGGAACCCACAGCCUGUGGAUGCUUGUGCAGUCCUUUGUGGCUGAUGGCAUUGCAUUUCCAAGCCAAACUGGUUUGGAGUUGUUGUCUUUCAUGUUACUUAGAAUGUCUUGGGAAAGUAUCUUAACUUUGAUUUUUCUAAAGCUUUGUGUUUUGAAGUAAAGAUUUGUAGAAGUUGCAAAAAUAA
This is a messenger RNA of Jaculus jaculus (lesser Egyptian jerboa), 2947 nucleotides long. RefSeq names its product tRNA methyltransferase O (gene Trmo). The transcript is spliced from 5 exons. Bases 31 to 1284 code for a protein of 417 amino acids. NCBI's taxonomy places the organism in Eukaryota, Metazoa, Chordata, Mammalia, Rodentia, Dipodidae. The record is from RefSeq and is a predicted model, not a curated record.